Colletotrichum acutatum is the source of this 942-nucleotide messenger RNA. RefSeq names its product heterokaryon incompatibility protein-domain-containing protein. The annotation marks the transcript as partial. NCBI's taxonomy places the organism in Eukaryota, Fungi, Ascomycota, Sordariomycetes, Glomerellales, Glomerellaceae. The transcript has a single exon. The record is from RefSeq and is a predicted model, not a curated record.
CGGUAUUGGAUGGGUACGUGCUUAGUAGAGCACGCAGAAUGUCGCGUCAAAGGCCAAGCAAAAUCGUAUCCCACCCGCUUACUAGAGAUCGGUGAGUCAGGAUUGCGGCUCGUCGAAACGCAGACGACACUAGUCACUGGACCGUACGCUGCGCUUAGUUACUGCUGGGGUCCGGAUCCUUCAUUUCUCCGUCUUACUGCUCGGAACCAAGAUAAGCUGCGGACAGGUAUCGUCGACGAUGAGCUUCCGGUAGCUUUCCGUGAAGCCAUCAAAGUUGUACCAUGCCUCGAUAUCCCGUACAUCUGGAUCGAUUCACUGUGUAUCAUUCAGAAUGGGCAGGGAAGCACGGAAGACUGGACUCAUGAAUCCGCGCGGAUGGCGGACGUGUAUUCAGACAGCAUAUUGUGCCUUGCGCUGUACCGAUCUGCGAAUCCAGAUGAAAGUACAUUCCGAGGGGGUGUGCCACGUUUUAUGCCGCCCACUGAAGUUGAAACAAUAUGUAUUCUCGACCGAAAUGAGUCCGUUCGUCAUUCCUGUGUAGUUUUCUCUUCCAGCUACUAUGAAGAUGCGCUCUAUCGCCAACCACUGGGUUCCCGAGGGUGGGCCUUGCGAGAAAGAUUGCUGUCGUCACGUGUUCUCGGGUUCGGUUGCGGAGAGUUGUUUUGGAGCUGUGCCGAGUGUCAGCAUGUGUACGAGUCGUUUCCCGGUGGGCUGACCUUCGAAGACAACUUCUUUCAAGGUCUGCAACUGACGUCAGCCCCGUCAACGUUAGAUCAAAAAGACCCUACGGGCCUCACCGCUGUCUGGUUCCGAGUUGCGGAGGAAUACACCAGCCGCGACCUCACGUUCCCAGAAUCAGACAAGCUUCUGGCAUUGUCCACUGUGGCCUUUCGGUUGGGCCAGGCAAUGGACGACAUCUGUAUUUGGGGCCACUUUAAGUAG